AUGAACUCGCUCAAUACCACGUCCGUCUCAUUUGCUGUCACGCCGACAGUUGUCUCUACUUUAUUUUCUCAUUAUUUCAAUAGAAAACCUCUUAGACAGCGCCCAACCGCGCAUCUCUCUUACGAUGAAGGACUCCACCUGAUCCGAUCCUUCCUCGAGUAUGCAUCGCAUCAUACUGUUGAAGAACUUCAGGCUUUCACGGCGCAAUGGGUACCGCAUCCUCAAUGGGUCAAAGUCGAAGAUGUUACCAUUCCCGAGGACCAUCUGACGCGUGCUGCCGAAUCUUUGCAAAAGCAAUUGGGCCCCGAUGGUAUCAAGCAAGUUGGUGGAGAGAAGUGGUGGCAAUGGCGGAAACCAGAGACCACCCUCGAUGCUGAAUGGAUUGAGAUGCGCGCUGAUGCUUACGAGCGAAAGCAGGAAGGGGGCAAGUCGCGGCGCGUCAUGAUGUAUAUCCAUGGAGGCGCGUACUACUUUGGUAGCGUUGACGAGCAUCGAUAUCAAAUGCAGCGACAUGCGCGAAAGCUUAAAGCGCGCGUCUUUGCGCCUAGAUAUCGCCUUUCGCCACAGUUUCCUUUCCCAUGCGGUCUUCACGACUGCCUCGCUGCCUAUCUCUACCUGCUCACCGUACAAGACCCGACAACCAUCGUCCUAGCGGGUGAUUCCGCGGGUGGUGGUAUGGUUGUGUCUCUUUUGUGUAUUCUUCGAGAUCAAGGAAUUCCACUCCCCGCUGGUGCUAUUCUCAUCAGCCCAUGGGUCGACUUGACACACUCGUUUCCCAGCGUCGCUGGUGACGCACCCUUUGAUUACAUUCCACAAGCUGGUUUUCACCACAAGCCUUCCAAAGCCUGGCCCCCACCAAAUGAGGAUGAUGUGGCAAUGUUGAGAGAGGAAGCUUUGAAAAAGAAGAAGAGUGAGACAAAGAAGACUCCAGGGAAGAAUGAACUUAAGGAGAAGCAGCAAGCGCCUGUUGCGAAGCAGCAACCGUCAGAUGUCUCAUCAAGGUCGGAAUGGAUCAAUGGUGGGGUUCCUGUUAACUCUGAGAAGCUUCUUUCCGUCAGCAUCGAUGGUAAGCUUGUGAAGCUGAAAGACCAAAUCCAGAUGUAUACUACUAACGAGCUUCUUGCUCACCCACUGGUCAGCCCAGUUAUGCAGCCUACACUGGGUGGUCUGCCUCCGCUUCUCAUUAUGGUUGGAGGAGGCGAGAUUCUCCGAGAUGAACAGAUAUACAUGGCCCACAAAUGCACCAACCCUGCGAAAUACGCGCCCCCAGAAGGGUCACUGACACCAGAGGGGAAAGCAUUGCUGGAGCAAUACAAACCGACAGAUGUUCAACUCCAAGUAUGGGACGACCUUUGCCAUGUGGCACCAACACUAAGUUUCACACGACCUGCCAAAUACAUGUACAGAUCUGUGGCUCAGUUCGGAGCAUGGGCUCUUGCCAGAGCUCAGAAGCGUGGUAUCGAGAUUCUCGACGAUGACGAAAUAUCGAUUAUCUCUGAAUCUGGUUCCGAUGGCGAAUCCCAGAAAAAGCCCCCUAAAACCCCGGAAACUGUAGGAUCCGAUAGUUUGGAGUCUGGCCAGGUUGGAAAGGCUGGCGAUCCUCUGCCACAUUUCAAGAACCACAUGAUCCGACAAAGAGUUACCCGCCAUGGCGCAACUUUGCCGUUAGUACCCGAAGCUGAGCUCACAGCAUGCUGCGUAGACCCUGUGUCUGUGGGUGUUGUGAAAGAGGGCACGGUGAAGAAAUGGCUGGCUAUGAAGGACCAGUGGGAUCAUCGAUACGCAUCGGCGAAGUCAAAAAUACACCAGAGAAUGAUUUCCGAUAUGGCCGUAGGCUAUCACAACUUCGGCCCUGGCGAAUGCCCACCUCCAACGGCAUUGGCUGGUAGACGAAGAAUUGAUUCCAAGCUAGUAGAAGGGAGCAAGAAGCAACAAAAGAGCUGGGGUCUAGCAAUGUGGUCUCUCUGGGGUUCCAAACAUGACGAGAUGACCGUCGAACGAGAGAAGAAGGCAUCAGGACAACCAGUGACCCGAGUUGCCACCACUGCUGAAGGUGAGGGGGCUCGUUCCUUUGCCGAUAUCGAAGAACAAGACAGGCCACCUUUGCAAACAGGCCGAUCCAGGAGUAGAUCUCAUACGAAAAUGGUCACCGAUGAGAAUCAGACGGGCAGCCAUCCUAUCACCGAGGAUACUCCAGUUGCUAAUCUCAUUGAGCAACGAAAGGAACAAGAAGCAGCCAGACCUAGUCUGCUCAGUCCAGAUUAUGCGCCAGAAACCGGCGUGGCAGGCAAACGGCCUUUCCUGGAUGGCAUCGCGUUGCCGUUUAGUCUCAAUAAGAAUGCCGAGACGGCCAGUAUGAUGACACUUCAGUCUGAUACCACGCCCCUUCCAGGCUCAAGACCCAUGAGCCCAAUCUUUCAAGAUGACGACGGCACUCAACCUUCACAGUCGACCCAGCUCACCUCACAGGAUGCGCCGACUAUCGAGAUUGCAGGAAAACGACCCUUCCUUGACGGUACGGCAGUCCCUUUCAGUCUCAAGAAGGAAGCAGAGACUGCCAGCAUGAGAACCUUGCAAUCGAAUGUUACUGCGAUGCCCAGCUCACGACCUAUGAGCCCAGCCACCCAGCCAGCAGAACCAGAUGAAAGGGUCCAGGAGAAUGGUGUAUCAAAAGAGAAGAGUGAAUUAGAUGAUGGAGCAUCGAGCAUACUUGUUACACCAUUGGAACGACCCGGCCUAGAUACAUUUGUCACGGCCCAGGAAGACCUUCCUAGGGUCAAGUAA
Fusarium coffeatum is the source of this 2784-nucleotide messenger RNA. RefSeq lists its product as uncharacterized. Bases 1 to 2784 code for a protein of 927 amino acids. The record is from RefSeq and is a predicted model, not a curated record. The transcript has 3 exons. Gene Ontology annotation, molecular function: hydrolase activity. NCBI's taxonomy places the organism in Eukaryota, Fungi, Ascomycota, Sordariomycetes, Hypocreales, Nectriaceae.